This is a messenger RNA of Lachancea meyersii CBS 8951, 474 nucleotides long. Lineage: Eukaryota; Fungi; Ascomycota; Saccharomycetes; Saccharomycetales; Saccharomycetaceae. The record is from the annotation of a GenBank genome assembly.
AUGAGCAGCUUGUGCCUGCAGCGUUUGCAAGAGGAAAGAAAAAAAUGGCGGAAAGACCAUCCCUUUGGGUUCUACGCCAAGCCAUGCAAGAAAGCUGACGGAUCAAUGAAUCUACAGAAAUGGGAGGCUGGAAUUCCAGGCAAGGACGGCACUCUUUGGAAGGACGGUGUAUACCCUGUGACCAUCGAGUACCCAGACGACUACCCUUCUAAACCACCCAAGGUGAAGUUUCCGGCAGGCUUUUACCACCCAAACAUAUACCCUAGCGGUACGGUGUGCCUAAGUAUUUUAAAUGAAGAUCAGGAUUGGAGACCGGCCAUCACUCUCAAACAAAUCGCCCUUGGGAUUCAGGAUUUGCUCAAUAGUCCCAACCCGGACUCACCAGCUCAAGAGCCGGCUUGGAGAGCUUUUUCGAAGAACAAGAAGGAAUACGAAAGGAUUGUGAUAGAGCAGGCUAAGGAGUACACGAAAUAA